This is a messenger RNA of Schizophyllum commune H4-8, 309 nucleotides long. RefSeq lists its product as uncharacterized. NCBI's taxonomy places the organism in Eukaryota, Fungi, Basidiomycota, Agaricomycetes, Agaricales, Schizophyllaceae. Bases 84 to 245 code for a protein of 53 amino acids. The transcript has a single exon. The record is from RefSeq and is a predicted model, not a curated record.
GCGAAGUCAUGGAGGCGAAAGAGAAGCCCGAAUGAUAAGCUGAAGCAGGUUGAUGGCCGCAAGCAUCGAGGACUGCUCGCCGGAUGAAAAUGCAUCGCUUGGAACUUGAGGUGAUCAGAGAAAGCGUGCUAGGUGGAGGUCAUCAUUGGGAGCACGAGCGAGAAGGUCAGAACACGCAUCAGAGGUCGUCGCUCGUCGGACGGAAUUCUAUAUACUCAACGCUCAGCGCGACUAGCGAGACUUGAAAAGCACUCGUCGGACGGGGACACACACAGUAGUCAUUGAGAGCGAGGGGGAAAGGGGACCUGA